AAGAAACUUCCGCCACGCAGCUCGCGAUAGCCCCAAAGCAAGAGCCCGAGUGCAGGCAGGAGGGGGAUUUCCAGCUCGAGCCCCCACUUCCCGAAGCAGCCGUUGUUUUGCUUUCGAUCUGAAUACAGAAACAGAGAAAAACGACGGCCAUACUUUCCCUUUUUCUACUUUAAACCACCGAUAAGUGAAGUUGUAUAAUUGGAGCUGCGCGUGUUGUUGUGACAGCAGGACUGCGAGGCUGCAGGCCGUCCAGACUGAUAAGGUAACAUCUUAUUUCCGCAUGUUAACGCUACUGACUUCCCGCAGGACGACAUGACGGCUGCCGGCCCCCUGUGAGACGAUGCCCACAGAGAGAAUGAGGAUGCGGCCGUGGCUGGAGGAACAGAUCGACUCCUGCCAGAUACCGGGACUCAAAUGGGUCAACAAAGAAAAGCGGAUAUUCCAGAUCCCGUGGAUGCAUGCAGCGCGUCACGGCUGGGACCUGGAGAAAGACGCUCCGCUCUUCAUGAGAUGGGCCAUACACACCGGUAAAUAUCAGAUCGGCAUAGACCGCCCUGACCCGAAGACGUGGAAGGCGAACUUCCGCUGCGCCAUGAACAGUCUGCCGGACAUCGAGGAGGUGAAGGACAAAAGCAUCAAGAAGGGAACCAACGCAUUCAGAGUGUACAAGAUGCUCUCCUCCUCCGAGAGGAUGAUGAAGAAAGUGGAAAAGAAGAAGACCGACAAGGAGGGGAAGCCAAAAAGGAGUAAAGAGCAGGCAGGUUCUCCGUCUCCGAUCAAGCAGGAAGCACUAGAGUUCACAGUGAUCGACAGCGUCUCAGCACUACAGUGGUUUCAGCCUUUCCGUCCAAACACACCCAGCGAGUGCUCGGUAGGAGACCAUGUGAUCACCAGCGAGCAGCUACCGUUCGUCUGUCAGACCAUCGAGGUGACCACUGAGAACGAGGAGCAGACCGUAAGCUCCUCCCAUUCGUACCCGCUGCAAAUCUCUCCUGUGUCCUCAUGCUGCGGCAGCGACACGGACAGUGACACAGAGGGGCUCAGUGUAGUCUGGAGGCAGGACUACAACACAUCAGUUCUCAGGGUUCCCUCAUGUUCUCUCCCCGGCAUGGCCACCUUCGUCACCGCGAGCAAGCCCAACUUCAGGGUCACCAGCACGCGAGACCCCACCCCCCUCAUCAGCUACCACACCGGGGAAGUAGACGGCUGGACGGCAGCUUACGGCCAGAACUCUGAGUCUGCAGCGACCGGCCUCACACACGAGAUGCGCGCCAGUGUCAUAAUGAAAACCUCGGACGUGAACAGCUCCUGACCUCUGACCCCGGAUGAGGGAGCAUCAUCACAGCUUCCAGGGCAUAGGAAUGACACAGAGUAGGAAAAGCAGCGCCGAGCCAAAACGGGUCGAGGUUCAAAACCUUUGAUUCUUUUGUAGCUUCUCUGGGUGAUGAAUUCUCAUUUUAAGAGGAGGAACUACUGACUGGUGGUAAAAAGUACCCACAAAAAUACCAUUUGUAUAAUACUCACGGUGGUAAUUAAAUUAGAAUUAAUAACACCAAAACUACACUUGUUUACACUCUCACACAUCUGGUGCGGAAUAAUUCAUCUCUCAUUUAUGCCGUUGAAUGCUCACUACAAAAACCUCCAUUCUCUGUAAAACCUUCUUGUUUUACACUUGCACAGAAAGUCUCACACUUUUGUGCUUCGUGAGCCCAAAGUGUCCUUAGUCCAUCGUGUUUGUGCUAACACUUUAGCACACAUAAUGUCAAAUGGAAGAAAUUAGUAACUUUUAUCCAAUGAAAGAAAAUGAACUUAAAGUUGUGAGGAUGGCAUAAUGUUUUUGAUUGCACAACCUAGUAGAUGAGUGCGUUUUUAUCAGUGUUUCCUUACUUAAGGUUUAAAACCGUCACCUCAUAUUCAUCUACUCUGCUAUGAUUUUUAGCCGUGCACAGUUUCAACUCAAACUGAUGUGUCUCAAUUGGGACACUUCCCUUGAUGCACUGCCAUGUCCUACACUAUGAACACUUCAUAGCAGUGUGUGAAUUUAGACCAGAGUUGUCUCACAAAGCACACACCGCUGCGCUAGUAUACAGACAUACAAAUUAGCGGUAGCUUCUUUUCCAAACUAAUAUAUUCGUAUGCUUAUUAAAGCCUGAAAAAAAAACAGUUUCACUUUUUAUUGUUAGUGCUAUGUUUACCGCGGCAACAACAAUCGCUGCUGGUUUGCGUUGCUUCCGAUACGUUGCCGAGAUGGCGAUCGUUGAGUGUUAGAAGUGUCCAGCGUUCCACAAAAAAAUGUUGACCGUUAUGAGUGCGCCCUCCAGGUACUCGCAUUUUCCCAUACAUUGCUUUCGGACACAUUUAUGCACUCAAAACAGCAAGUUAAAGAAUUUAAGUACAAGAACAUUUGCUAAUAGUUGAACACAGGAAGUUGUUUAUGUAUUACAGUUAACAAAUCUCGCUCACAUUUAGCCACACUUCCUAAGACUCCUCACAAUACAGAGAACAAAUCACCUGCCCUCUCCAGGCAGAUCGCACUACUUGGAAGUAAGAAACGUGUUCACACCAAAGCAAUGAACACUUCCUAGGAAUUCAUCUCUCAGUUGGCAAACCGGCUCUACCACAGAAAGCUGCUGAAAGAAUCAAAGGCAUGUUGUUAUCAAGACUGACGAACAUUGUGAAGCCCUGAUUGGCCCCGCAGUGGAAACAGACGUGUGUGUGUAUCCGUCUGUGUGUGUGUGUGCAGACCUCAGGACUCUACCCACCAACACACACACAGGCUAGGAACUAUUUAUCCUCCUCCUCUCCUCCUGGUGUUAAUCAUGUACAUAGCUCAUAUGUAUGAAUGCCUGCAAGCCGCUUCAGAACCUUAAUGACAGCACUAGUGUGUUUGAGUGUGUGUAUGUAGCCUUUUUGAAGAUGUGUGCCUUUUAAUAACGGUGGCUGGAUUCAAACUAGCCGUGCUUCAGUCGGCCAUGACAGGCGCAGGUAGCUUUCAGGACAUUUCAUCUGCCCUGUGUGUGUUUGUGGAUACCGACAGUUGUAGUGGGGAGCAUGGAGGAGUGGUUAACCCUUCUACCAUUGACCUAGUUAAUUUAGUAACAAUAUAUCAAACGUCCUCAUAUGUUAAAUAACUAUUUAACCUCCGUGCCUCACUUUCUGAUUAGUUUGGGACAAAAAUGUGUCCUUAUCAUAAAUACUAUACAGUUGCAAGAAAAAGUAUGUGAACCCUUUGGAAUGACCUGGAUUUCUGCAUAAGUUGGUCAUAAAAUGUGUUCUGAUCUUCAUCUAAGUCACAACAAUAGACAAACACAGUCUGCUUAAACUAAUACCACACGAACAAUUAUAUGUUUUCAUGUUUUUAUUGAACACACCAUGUAAACAUUCACAGUGCAGGGUGGAAAAAGUAUGUGAACCCCUAGGCUAAAG
Messenger RNA from Gymnodraco acuticeps, 3426 nucleotides. RefSeq names its product interferon regulatory factor 2 (gene irf2). Lineage: Eukaryota; Metazoa; Chordata; Actinopteri; Perciformes; Bathydraconidae. The coding region runs from base 341 to 1312 and encodes 323 amino acids. Gene Ontology annotation, biological process: regulation of transcription by RNA polymerase II; immune system process. Gene Ontology annotation, molecular function: DNA-binding transcription factor activity, RNA polymerase II-specific; RNA polymerase II cis-regulatory region sequence-specific DNA binding. The transcript has 9 exons. The record is from RefSeq and is a predicted model, not a curated record. Gene Ontology annotation, cellular component: nucleus.